UCUAUGGUGAUACUACCUCUCCCAUUCCGGGUAUUGGUAAUUUAUAUCUUCUGUCUUUUUUUUCUAAUCAGCCUGGCUAGAAAUUUGUCAGGUUAAUUGAUCUGCCCAAAAAGUCAUCUUUGGUGUCAUUGGUUUUCUCCAUUGUUUUUCUAUUUUCUAUUUCAUUAAUUUCUACACUGAAGUAAACCUCCAGGGAAGGUAGAUCAUUCACUGUCAUGUUUGUUUUUCAAGGACAGUCAUCUGCCAGUGCCCCAGUCACCAAGGGACAGGUGACUAAGCAAUGUCUAGUACCCAUUGACGCAUCCUGGAGGGAGCCAUCUUGUGCUCCUACAAGGAUUAUGCCCUGAGGUUGGCUGCUGAUUCCCUCACUAAGUGUUCCUCAGGGUGUUGCCUGACACGCUGGGCUAAUUCAUGGAAAUCUGCAUGAUGUAAUUCAGCCCAAUGCAACAAGAAUUCUGUCAACUUCCUCUGUGCCAGGUAUGGCAUGGGUGCUGUGGAAGGAGGAUGAAAAUAGGAAGAAGACAUAACCUCUGUCUUCAGGGGGUUUUCAGGAUACUGUGGGUGACCAAUACAUAUUCCUGAAAGAAGGCACCAGACCGAUGGGAUAAGUCCACAGCAGAGGCCUACAGCUCUGUUCAGAACGAGGAAGCAGAGCGGGCUGAGAGAGGCAGCUCAGCAGAGUGCUUAGGAAAGGAUAGGGCCACGACUCCCCACUGCAGGUAACAUAUCUGAGGAAAGCCAUUUACAAUAGGUGACAGUCACAUUCCAUCAAAUCUCUGGAAGGGUUCAUGGAGGUGGGGUUGUCAAUCUUAUUUCAGCCUUUCAAAGGCCUCUCAGGGUUUGGAAAUGGAAGCAACAAUGCCUGUGCAUUGCAGAGGCGCAGGUGAGCCCCCAUUUCCUGCCAGUUGGGAAGUUAGUGCUGAGGGCCUUACUGUCUUUCCUUGGCACAUGAGAUGCCAGUUCCUUUCUGGGCAUAGAGCUUUUUGUUGUCUGAGGAUAACAUCCAAAUUUUGCUUUGAAACACAUGUCAAAAAUAUGAGCUUUAUUCAAAUUUACUUUCCUUUUUAUCUUUCUGAAUUGUUAAGGUCCAAAAACAUUGCUGAAUAAUUCUGCUUCUAAACACCCAUUGCAACACAGGGCAUGAUCUAUCCCCAAGGCAAAGAACAUAAGGUACGCUUGUCUGGAAAAUGUACACGUAGGUAUCUCAGCAAAUGCUACUCAUGUGUUAUUAUGAGUAAUUCAUUGGCAGUGAUUGUGACUUUUUUUUUUUUUUUUUUAAUGAACAAAUAACUAAAUGCCCUCUACUGGGGUCAGGUUUUGUGCCUUUACUUCUCCCACCUACUGUAUCAUAGCAGCUUAGAAUCCCAGCUGCUCACUCUGAGCUGAAGUUCUCUGAUGGCUUUUGCAGGGUAGAAUAGCCUCCUUCCCCUCUCUGUGUGUCUACUGCUGACCUGUGGCUUUGCCAAGGCAGGGAAGCUGCUGGUAGUGCCCAUGGAUGGGAGCCACUGGUUCACCAUGUGGUCGGUGGUGGAGAAACUCAUUCUCAGGGGGCAUGAGGUGGUGGUAGUCAUGCCAGAGGUGAGUUGGCAACUGGGAAGAUCACUGAAUUGCACAGUGAAGACUUAUUCUACCUCACACACCCUUGAGGAUCUGGACCGGGAGUUCAUGGCUUUUGCCAAUGCUCAAUGGGAAACAGAAGUACGAAGCUUAUUUUCUCUAUUAAUGAGUUCAUCUAAAUGUUUGGAAUUUAGUUUUUCACAUUGCAGGAGUUUGUUUAAUGACCAAAAAUUAGUAGAAUACUUAAAGGAGAGUUCUUUUGAUGCAGUGUUUCUGGAUCCUUUUGAUACCUGUGGCUUAAUUGUUACCAAAUAUUUCUCCCUCCCCUCUGUGGUCUUCACCAGAGGAAUAUUUUGUCAUUAUCUUGAAGAAGGUACACAGCGCCCUGCUUCUCUUUCCUACAGCCCUAGAUAUGUCUCAGGGUUUUCAUAUGCCAUGACUUUUAAGGAGAGAGUAUGGAACCACAUCUUCUACUUAGGGGAACAUUUAUUUUGCCUGUAUUUUUUCAAAAAUGCCUUAAAAAUAGCCUCUGAAAUUCUCCAAACACCUGUCACAGCAUAUGAUCUCUACAGCCACACAUCAAUUUGGUUGUUGCGAACGGACUUUGUUUUGGACUAUCCCAAACCCGUGAUGCCCAACAUGGUCUUCAUUGGUGGUAUCAACUGCCAUCAGGGAAAGCCAGUGCCUAUGGUAAGUCAUUGCUCCUUUAGCACAUUAAAAGUAUUCUGGCUUCGAAUAUUUAAAAAGAUUCCUUACUGAACUGGGAUUUGACAUUUGUGUUUGUUGCAUCUAAAAUUUUUCUGUGUAAAAAAUUAUUUUGUGCCAUCCACAUGCUUGUUGGUUAGCAACUUUUAUGUAAUGGCUUCGUUAAUAUGUAUCUGUGUACAACUGGUUAAUUGUUCAUAAUUUCCACUGCAUUUUUAAAAUUUUUAAUUUAUUUUUAGAAACAUGGUUUUGCUAUGGUGCCCUGGCUAGACUCAAACUCCUGGGCUCAAGUGAUCCCCCUAUGUAAGCCUUCCAAGCAAUUAUGACUUUUUUAGUAUUUUUGGAAAAAUACUUAAAAACCCAAUAAGAAAUGAAACUUUCAUUUUA
Molecule: messenger RNA, 2649 nt
Organism: Chlorocebus sabaeus (green monkey)
Lineage: Eukaryota; Metazoa; Chordata; Mammalia; Primates; Cercopithecidae
Source: RefSeq, a predicted model, not a curated record